CUCACUGCCUGCAGGACUGAUGGUCCAAUCCACAUCGGCCCACUCCAGCGUGGCUGCUUUAAGAGGUGAGGGAUGUAGCUGCUGGACGUGCAGAGACUGUUUUAAACACACAGAGAAAGAGACUUCAGGUGAUCUGAACGCUCUGCAGAGACAUUAAGAGCUCCAUCCCGUCUACAGUUUCAUCUUCUGUUGUGAUUCAGCUCUUCUCGUGUCUUGACAGUUCAGAUGGAUCGAUCCGCUCAGGAGCUGUUCCUCAACUUUAUGGUUGUGUUGAUAACAGUUUUGCUCAUGUGGUUUCUGGUCAAACAAUACCAGGACUCAUGAAGAGUUUAUAUCUCAUCUUCAUCAUCAUCAGAGGAGGAGGAAAGACAGCUGUGAUGCUCCACUCCACUAGAGGACGAUGUUUCUUCAAACAGAGGGAAGAUUUCUGCCAGACAGGAUGGGACUUCAAGUGAUGUCAGCAGUCAUCACUUUGUCCUUUUGAUAGUCUGGAUGUUUUGUUUGAAAAACACACUGCAAAUCAUAUUUCAAUCACUCAAACUGACACGUAGCCAAAAGAGUAACAGCAAUCUAUCGAUUUAGGACAUUUUAUUUGUGUACAGUCAAUAAAGAACUCUUUGGCAAUGCAGUUCUGUGUAUGUGUGUGUGUGACAGCAUGCAUUCAUUCUAGAUUCAAACAUGAUCAACUACAUCAUAUAAACUAAAGUAACACUUUUAAACAUGUUGAAGGAAAUGGUGAAUGUAAAUUCUACAACAAAAUCACAGCUCACCCUAAAAAAAAAAAAAUCACAGAGUAGCAUAACAUUUGGAACUUUUGCUGAAUACAUGUAAUAGUGUUUUUUAAAAUGCCAAAACAUAGUGUAACUCUGUUAUGCAGUAAUGAAAACAGCCUUUAACACAUUAGGUGUGACAGUGACAGUCUAUGAGCAGAAAAGUGUUUAGAAGUAAAUGAUAUAAAUUAAAACAGGUUAUGCAGUUAAUUUGUAAAUGACUUCCAUUACAUGUAUUAAAUGUUAUCUAUUAUAGCUUCAACAAAUGCUCUCUAAUAUUGCACUUUAACUGAAUGUCUCAUACUUAAGAAUCAUCUAUCGAUUAAUAUUGAUUUUCUCUAUGCAUGAGUUCUCUUUUUAAAGUUGUUAGAUAAAGCAGAAUAUUCAGUGCAUAAGAACCUUACAGAAAGUUAAUCAGCAGUAAAAACAGAAAGGUAACCAAACGUAAAGGAAUAGUUCACCCAGAAAUGAAAAUUCUGUCAUUAUUUACUCACCCUCAUGUCGUUCCAAACAUGCAUGCUGUUUUUCUGUGGAAUAGAAACAGAUAAAAACAUAAAAGCAUGUUGUCUUAGAAUGACAUGAGGGUGAAAUUUCAUUUUUAGGCAAACAUUUCCUUUAAACAACAAAUGUAUAUAUUGUGUUCAACAGCAGUCAAACCACUGAAGAAGAAAACCAAAUAAGACAAUUAACAGACAUUUUAAUUUUCAGCUUUUUCUCCGCUGACGUGCACAA
Myxocyprinus asiaticus (Chinese sucker) is the source of this 1502-nucleotide messenger RNA. RefSeq names its product sarcolipin-like. NCBI's taxonomy places the organism in Eukaryota, Metazoa, Chordata, Actinopteri, Cypriniformes, Catostomidae. Gene Ontology annotation, cellular component: membrane. The coding region runs from base 226 to 324 and encodes 32 amino acids. Gene Ontology annotation, molecular function: enzyme regulator activity. The transcript is spliced from 2 exons. The record is from RefSeq and is a predicted model, not a curated record.